GAGGAUUGCUCGUUUAGCUCUUUGGAAAAGGAAGUAUCCUUGGCGAACAGCUGAGCAGUGAGUGCCACACGUUCCUUGGCAAGUUGGGCGUUGAGGGUGUGGAGGCGAGAUACCUCAGAUCGCAACGCGUCAGCGUCUCGGGCGGAGUGACUAUAGCAGUGAAAAGCGUGGAGAACCGUCGCCAACGCGCCUUCGGACACUCUGCCUAAUCCGUGCUCUUGAACCCUCUCAUUCAUCUUAGCCACCUGGGCAGGCGUAAGGGAUAUGGAGUAUGGCAACCCUCGACUCUCAGAGCUCGAAGAGGGAACAUUCGGCGGCGGCGGAGGAGUUUCGCCGGCCGAUGUCGCGCCUUGACCAAGGGACGACGAGACAACUGUUGGCUGGGAGCAGGCCCUAUCCACGGAUUUACUUUGAGAAUUUAGAGGAGGAACAGGCAUCACCCGCGAAGAUUCGCCAGGGCGGGUUUAGCUGUUGGAAGGCUGUAGCUUUUUGACGGAAGGGCGAUGAGAUUCCUCGCCAAGGGGUCGCUUCUCGCCCGCCUGGAUUUUCGGCAUGGAUGCCUUGUCACCGUUUAGAUUUACUCGGGGAGGAAAGGAAAUUUUUUUUUGAUUCUUGAACAAACCUAAUAUCUCCCCACUGACUUUGUGCAUUUCUCCUGGGAUAAAAAGAGCGAGGGUGAGGUAGUUAAAAAAAAAAAAAAAACAUAAAGUAGAAGAAAGGAAGAAAAGUUCACCAAUCACGCGGGCACAAUCCGAAACCGGAAGUUUGGCUAAGAAGCUGAUAACUGCUUUAUUAACAGAAAUCAAGGAGUCCUCGGGCGGAUCUAUCACCUGGUGUACUUCUCGGGUCCAGUAAAGCGGGAAUCGGGAAACCCCGUCUCUAUAAGUAAAAACCUCAGGAUAUUCAUGGGAAACCACAACUUUGAAGAACUUCCGAGCCAUGUCGACAGUGACAGUAAUGUUGGGCCAAAAGGGGUUGAAACGCUGCCGGCCGGUCCUGGCUUCCAGAGCAACCCAACUACGCGGGGAAGAGGGCUUGACAGGCACGUGGUAGAAGUAGAAGAAUUGGGAAGGUUCAGGCUCUUAAUGAAUUGCGUCACAAAGAAUUUCGAAGCAACGCAAGAAGGCCCAGCUGUUGGGAUGAAGUUGGCUAGGGCGACUUUGAUGCUCUGGAGAACUGAACAAAUGAAGGUGGAAAAGGGAAAUUUGAUUCUCAAGUUUGUGAACAUAUACUCGUAAGUGUAAAAGAAAUUAGGGGCACCCAUGAAGAAACCCGAGGGGUGAAGCCAAGGUCGUUCAGUGGGCGAACAAGCGCUAAAGCGCAUGAGAUUGUCAAGAGGUUUUUCGUGGCAGAAUCCACUUGAUUUCGAGGAAAUCUCCCAAAUGGACGAUUCCUACUCUAUGCUGGAUCGCUGAUUGGGCAUUGUCUCGCCGGGAAGAGCUACCUGGAUAGGGGCCUUCAGGGAUUCCCAGGUUUUUAUCCGGAAAUAAGCAAUGCCUUUUCCUUCAAGAGGAACGCCCCCCGGGGGAGGAACAUACUAAAGGGGAGUAGCGACGGUAACGUCACGAUUGAAGUUCUUGGUCUGACGUUUCGGCAUCUUUACAGGAAAAUGGUGAAGUGUGAAGGUCACAGUGGCAAUUGGAAGGGGGCAAAAGUAGAAGACUAAAGGUUUGAGCUUUUUGAGAGGGUUAAGAUUUAUGAAGGAAUGGUUCUAGAAGCGGGAGGUAACGUGUCAAGGGUAGGGGCAUGAAGAGGGGGAUCGUGCCCCAUAACGUCAGGAAAAGACGUAAGAGUGGUUGCGAGAUUUUGGGGAGUUGGGAGGAUGCAUUAAGAGAAAAGCUGUAACCGUGGACGUUGAUUGGCUCGAAUUCAAACUGACAGGUUCUGAAACGAUCUGAAAAGACGUUUCAAAAGUGGCAGUUGAGAUUCAGUGGAUUUGCUGACUUAAAAACUACUUCAGGGCGCAACGCGUGGCGAACGCACGACACCUGUCAAAGUGUCAUGGUUUAGGGCACGUGCGCAGUGCUGGCAAGGCGAGCAGGUCAAGUGUCAUCGCCCUGGGACUGCUUGUGGACUCAGUGUAACACCCCGAUUUCCAGGUGUCACUUUAGUAACUCAAAAAUAAACUUUACGCGGAAAGCAGGUUUUUUUUUUUCUUUUUAAUUAAAGUAAUAGAAAAAUAAAGACAUAACCCAGCAAAUUAAACUAACCGAUGUACAUCAUAUAAACAUGUACAGCCUCAGCUGCACUCCAACGUCACGCGCUCUCGCAGUGACUCCAAAGUAGUGUGCCCGUAGGCAAAUAUAUACAGAUCCAGAAAUGUGAGUGAGAAAGUUAUAAUUACAAUCCAAUAGGAGAAAGUCGGCCUCAAAAUGGCCUAAGCAAAGACCCCUACGGUCCGACUGACUCUCUGUGAUCCUCCAGCAAGAGAACCACACAAAAAGCCAUGCGUCGGGAACCUACCCUGUCCCAAAACAAAACGAAUCAGAGCUCUACACAAAAUAUGACUCCUACCUAAACCUACCCUCCCAGCACUGCUCACAUAUCCUCCUCCUCCUCCUCGUCGCUCGGCGAGUAGCUGUCAACGUCGGUGUCGGAGUCAGAGUCCGAGUCCACAGCGAACUGAAGUCGGCAAGUUGAAGCUCAGCUCUAUGCGUCGUAGAACUCCCUUCGUCAGACGUCCACGCUCGUCAGUCCGGUCCUCCAUGACCCUUCCCCGGUAUGUCGCCCGAUGACCCACAAGAUAGAUCACCCAAGCGGUGGGGGCAUGUCGGUCAACCAGCUCAAACCUGAUCCCCCCCGAGGGAGAGACCAUCGAAACCCAAUCCGUCGUCGACAUCUGGCAGCAGACCGACCGCCCAAACACAACAUGAAACCAAAGCAAAGGCGCUAGGGUCAACUCACGGAAUAGAAUAAUUAUACAAACAACAUGUGAUUGGGGGAUAUAUAUAUAUAUUUUAUUAUAUAUAUAUAAAUAUAUUCCUAGCAUGUUAUCGGCUCUAACAAUAAUUCGAUAAUUCAAAACAGCACACAAUUCCAGUCAGGGUGAAUGUAUGUGUGAAAUGCAAUUCAAUAUGACCUAGAUAGUUGUUUGGGAUGGGCACCACGAGUCUGCCCUACACCGGCCUAGUGUCGACAACUCUGCUCGGGUGUCGCUUACAAACCCAUGCAUAGUCAGAUCAGUCCCAACCACCCUAGGUCGUACCACUCUGCCCGCUAUGCCGAAGAUACAUCCAAGUGUUCUUCGAUGAAGGCCGUCCCAACCUUCGUGAAGCCGUCCCAACUUCACCGAGGCCCAAUCUUUCGAUCGUACAAACCUCGAAUGUAUGCAUGAUACAAUAUGGUUAGCCAAACAUCGAAUCGUCCUCACAACGCAAGUGUUUAGCUUAAAGAAGAUCCCAAUGUGUAAACCCAAGUGUUUAUUGAUGAUCAAGACGACAUACACCCCAACAUCAAGAGUAUUAAAGUACUUGACAACCUCCUCUCGUCACCGUGACUCUCCUCCGUGGCGUCCGCCAAUUCCAAGUAACUUCAAGACUUGUCGACUUUUCCCCGUCUUUCGCAAUCAUUUUCCCCUUUAGGUUCCCUAUGGUUUAUUCGUUAAUGAAAACGUUUCAAAUUGAAUUAGUCAGGUUAUGAGUUUAAUUCCUGAAGACUAAGUUCUCUAAGGUCUCUAGUUCCCAAGAUUCUAUUCAGUCUAAGUUUGCCAAAAAUCCCACCAAAUGUAACCCCCGGGGAAAGUCUAAGUAUACAAACGAUGGCUAGGUCUCAAACCUCGGGUUUGGACUUGCCCAGGGUUGUUCAUCCAACCCGAAAGAUCAACAGGAAUCAGUUCAGUGAUUCUUCGCUCCGAAAUCGCGUCAAGGCGCAGAUUUUAAUACAAUAUCAAUAUCAUAAGUUAUGAAAACAACAUAACAAUAAUUCAUCAUCAUAACCAAUAUCAAAGUAAUACACAAGUCGAAUUUAUCGACGCCUAUCAUGCAAUCUUAGCUAAUAGGUAAGUUGCCCUAACCUCGAGUUGUUCCAGCCUCGCAGUAUAGGUUUUCCUCACAAUAUAGCCCCGUAGUACCCAAAGUUCCUUCAACUGAACCUUGGAGAGAACAAAGCAGAAAUCAACACAAAAUCGAUUAGCUCGAUCACAACACAGCUAAUUAACGAUAGACAAAGUGUUUGAAGCUUCAGAGUACAACAAUCGAGCACGAGAGGACGAGUUAUCGCAAAAAACGAAUCCUCCCCCCUCAAAACAUGCUCUCGGCCAUAUAGGAGUGUUAAUUGCAUAUAAUUUCGACCUAUUGUUGGACAUUUCGAUUGGAAUUUAUAUUGGGUUCAACCUUCGAAGUCGAAAAUGAAGGGAAUCAAGGAAAUUUAUCAAGUGUUCAACGACUUCGACUGUAAAGUACUGUUUUUCGAGAUACGGAGAGUUCCAUAUUAGAAGCCGGUUUGUCUUUGAAAGAUGAUUCACGAGGGACACGUAUAGAAUAGAAAAACACGUGUAGGACGAAGCUAUGUUCAGAAGACACUUGUAAUAGUUGUAUUAAUUGACCGUUAGAAGUCAGUUACAUUUUAAGUCUAUAAAUAGCAGGUUUGUAGAAAGAAUAGGGGUUCACAAUCUUUACUCGAAAACUCUCAAGUGCUUACAAUCGAUCACAAUGAUUACAAGCCAAGUUAGAGUGAAAAAGUAGGGAUUCGUGUAACACUUUGCAUCUUAUAGUACAUUAUUAUUAUUCAGAUUCAGAAAGUUCAUUUAUGUUUUUAUCAUUUAAGUCGAAUUUAUUCGUUUUGUUUCUAAUUUGUUACUAAAUUUCUUUAGUUUUGAGUGACUAAAUUUAAUUCAUUUUCACCAAAGAACCCAAGAGGACUCGAAUCCAGUCCCAGAUUGAUCUUUGGAUUCUUUAUUUGUGUUUACCAAAAUUUGGUGUAAACAAAUUGGCACACCUGGUGGGACCUCUUUGUGAAAAUAGUUGUUGAAUUCGGUUAUCAUUCAAACUUACUUAACCCACGUUUAUGCGUUUUAGAAGUGGAAGACUAGUAAGUAUGGCGAAUGGUAGAUCGAGAAGUGGUAAUUCCCCUCCCGCGAAUACUGGACCUUCGGCAAAUCAAACCGGAAAUCCCGGUGCUGGAGUGAAUGUUGAGGGAAAUGCCUUGAACUCUGGAACGGCACAGGCAACAACGACCAAUGUGGCCGAAAAUGUUAUACCUGUGGUGACGCAAGCGGCUACAGUGCCCUCUCCGACGACUCCAGUCGUAUCACAAAUGGUUGCUGGGGCAUCUCGCCCUCAACCGGUGAACCUGCCGGUGAAUCCGCCAUUUGGGAUGCCUCCAGGGUUAAUGGCUGGAGUAGGGACAUUUCCUGCCAUAUAUUCAGAUAACGUAAUGUCAGUCGGAUCCCCGAGGAAUCAACACCAGGCUUCGGCCUCCAAUGUCGGGGGUCGAAAUAAUAUUUAUCCUCAGGGGAUGGCAGGGGCGAGUGUCAACCAUUUAGGGACUUCGUUGACAAAUACCUCUGUUAACGUAUUGAGGCAACAAAUGGAUGAUAGUAACCACGAAAUGGUGAAUAUGUUGGCCCAACAAAUAGGAACUGUGUUUAAUCCUUUAAUCCAAAACACAAAUGAGUCGUAUCAGCAGUUGACGAGACAAAUGGGUCGAAUUGCUGACGCUUUUGGAGUCCCUCGAAACGAGGUGGCGAAUCCUGUGGGGGCAGCGGCGAAUAAUGCCGUCGAAAUGAAUGCGGUUCCUCAGAAUGUUCCGCUUCAAGCAAAUGCCGAAGUGGCGGCAGUGCAAGGUCGAAAUCAAUUGGAUAACCUUGGUGGCCAAAUGCCUCUGAACAUUGAAAAUCCUAUCUUAAUAAAUCGAAAUAUGGAUGCAGAUAGGGUAGUCGAGAGAGUUAGACAAAAUAACGUUGGGGGGCAUCAAAAUAUAGCAGGCAUAGUCGAAAAGUUAUUGAACCAACAUGGAUUCAAUGUGGGUUAUGCAAAUCGACCCCAUUUUGCUUCGGCUUUCUCCGAAUUCGUCCUUCAAACAGAAUUGCCUAGAGGAUGGAAAGUCCCUAAGUUCACCAAGUUUUCGGGGGAUACUGGAGAGUCGACAGUCGAACAUAUCGCUAGGUACCAAAUAGAAGCAGGGGAUAUAGCAAAUAAUGAGAACCUGAAGAUGAAAUAUUUUCCGAGUUCUCUGACUAAAAAUGCUUUUACUUGGUUUACUACUUUGUUGCCUAAUUCAAUCCAUAAUUGGGCUCAGUUAGAGAGAGUUUUUCACGAACAGUUCUUCAGGGGUGAGUCGAAAGUCAGUCUGAAGGAAUUGGCCAGCGUGAAAAGAAAAUUCAAAGAAACCAUAGAUGAUUACUUGAAUAGGUUCAGACAAAUGAAGUCGAAGUGCUUCACUCAGGUCCCAGAACAUGAGUUAGUCGAAAUGGCGGCUGGCGGCCUAGACUACUCAAUUCGGAAGAAGAUAGAUACCCAACAUCUUAGGGACAUGGCUCAAUUGGCUGACAGGGUCAGACAGAUUGAAAAUUUGAAACUCGAAAAAGAAAAAUUUAAUAGAGUUCCCAAGAAGGGUAAAGUUGCGUUCGUCGAAAGUUGCGAAUAUGAAGUCGAUUAUGACUCUUAUCCAGGCAACUGUGAUGAUAUCGAACAGCAGGAGGUUGAUGUGGCCGAAUUGGUAUCAGGACCUCCUUAUGUUUGUAGGAUGUUAAAACCCUAUGAAUCUAAAAAUGCGGAAACAAACAAAGGUGUUGGUAAAUUUCCUGUGAAAGCGUAUAAUUUUGAUGUUACUAAAUGCGACGCGAUUUAUGAUAUUCUGUUAAAAGAUGGUCAAAUUAAAGUAUCUCCUGAUAAAAAAGAAGUACCUUUCGACCAAAGGAAAGGGAAAAGGUUUUGCAAGUUUCAUAAUGUAUUCAGUCACUGGACUAAUAAUUGUGUACGUUUCAGGGAUCUGGUGCAAACUGCAAUCAAAGAAGGACGGCUCAAGUUCGAGGAAAAGGAUAAGGCUGCUAUGAAGAUUGAUUCUGACCCAAUGCAAAUUGGCAACGCCAAUUACGUCGAGCCAGCCGGGAUAAUGAUGGUUGAGUUGUCUGAUUUGAAUCAGGUUGCUACUGGAGGAGAUGAUAUCGAAGCUGUGGGGCCUUCUCCAGGGAUGGAGAAGGUCGAAUUGUCUGAAGAGGGAAUGGAUUCUCCUUCCGUGGAAGAAGAGGUCGAAACCGCUAAGAAGGUGGUUUACCCUCGGUCGGAGGAAAGCCUGCUGGAAUUCCUGCAGCGUUGCCAAAAGUCUUACUCUGAAGUGAUGUUGUGCCCAAGGUGCAGUGUCGUAUUUGACAAGGUGGCUGCUCAAGCUAUAGAAGAUGCUGAAAUCAAGAAACGCCGCGCAGUAAUACCGGAAAGGCCUCCCAGUUUUGGGUCCAGAGGACGAGCUGAUUCUCCCUUCAUAAGGGGAAGGGGAUCCUUUGGGUUCGGAAGAGGGCGUGGUCGAACUUAUAUGCCACCAAGUCGAGUUCCGUUCAACAAGUGGAUGGCAAGGAGUCAGGCGCCUCACCCUAAGGUUAAGGUGGUCGAAUUGGGAAGUGGGUCUGCCUAUAUGGAUAAUUCUCGAAAUCAUAAGAAUUAUACCUAUGUCCCAAGGCCGUAUCUAGGUCGAAACCCAAUGACAAAAACUCAGUGGAGGCGUCACCAGAGGGAGAAAGCCUUCGAGGCAGGCCAAUCCAGUUCUGAGAGGCCAGUCAAGUACCAACUUUUGGGCCAAAGUGGUGGGGCUCCUAUGGUUCCUAUUCAGGUGAUUAAGCAGAGUAUGAAGAAUGCUGGGAAUUGGGUGACUACUAACCAGGCAAAAGGGAAAGAGAAACAGUCUGAAGAUGUCGAAAUGAAGGACGACUUUGAAAUGUUGGAGUCUGAGUUUGAGUCCAUGUGCAGCUUAGUCUCGAUCCUUCCAGAAGAGUUCGAUGUGAAAACUGAAAUCACUGAUGAUGAAGAGGAUUACUACGUCGAGGAGGAUGAUGACAAUCCACUGUGCUAUUAUGUGAUGACUAAAGGAGGAAUCGAAGAUGAUUGUGCCGUUUUCAAGAAACCAGAUAUGGAGAUGAAGAAGCAUUUGAAACCGCUUUUUGUGUGGGCCCGCAUUGAAGGAGUAGGCGUCAAUAAAGUCUUGGUUGAUGGCGGGGCCGCCAUAAAUUUGAUGCCAAAGUUUCUGCUUAAGAAGAUUGGGAAAUCUGUCGAGGAUUUGCAACCUCAUAACAUGAUGUUGACUGAUUACGAGGGAAAAACUUCUAAGUCUUUGGGAAUGUUAUUGGUGGACACCACAAUUGGUACUGUUUCUCGACCUACUCUGUUCGUGGUAGUGCCAUCGAAAGCAAACUACAAUCUGUUGCUAGGACGAGAAUGGAUUCAUGGGGUGGGGGCUGUGCCGUCCUCCCUUCAUCAAAAGCUGUCAAUUUGGAGGCCAGAUGGGGUGGUCGAAAAUGUUGAUGCUGACCAGAGUUACUACAAAGCUGAAGUGGAGUUUGUUGACCGAAAGAAUUUCGAGAAGCGGAUGGCAAACAUCGCUCCGUAUGAAUCAGAAGGAAAAGAACACAUGGAAGGUUCCACUAGUUAUGCAAUGAAUCUUCACCCGGAGUACGGAUUUCUUUGGAAUAAAAACUUUCGUGCUCGGAAUGCCACUGGAGAGUGGCAAAUCGUCGAAUUAGAUGAUUGAGUCGAGCGUA
Lotus japonicus is the source of this 8689-nucleotide messenger RNA. RefSeq lists its product as uncharacterized. The transcript has a single exon. Lineage: Eukaryota; Viridiplantae; Streptophyta; Magnoliopsida; Fabales; Fabaceae. The record is from RefSeq and is a predicted model, not a curated record. The coding region runs from base 5005 to 8679 and encodes 1224 amino acids.